Penicillium taxi is the source of this 414-nucleotide messenger RNA. RefSeq lists its product as uncharacterized. Lineage: Eukaryota; Fungi; Ascomycota; Eurotiomycetes; Eurotiales; Aspergillaceae. The record is from RefSeq and is a predicted model, not a curated record. The transcript has a single exon. The coding region runs from base 1 to 414 and encodes 137 amino acids.
AUGUUACCUAGGUAUAAGUUUUUUGUAUUUAAUGUCACCCGGGGCAGUCCACAGGUCAAGCUUUUGGCGUUUCUCCUGCAAAAGAAAUUCAAGCUUCAGACCAAGACUAUACAUAUCAUGGCUAUCAUGAAAUCAAUUGUCUUAGCACAGGCGCUGCUCUGGUCCCUAGCUUCCGCCGAUGCGUCAAACCUGAACCCCAAGGGUCAGGGCUGUGUUGACCCAAGUGGUUAUCUUCAAUGUUACGAAGACAAUGUUAAUUCACUUACCACAUGCUUGACCAAAGCGAAGGAAGACUGCGAUGGAGAUUCGUAUUCAACGUGUGUGUUGGCAUGUGGAAAUGUGCAGUUGGCUGCGAAUAUUGGUUGUUGGUUGACAAGUUGCUGGAAUCAGGUGCGGUUUAUCCUCUCCGCCUAA